Messenger RNA from Serendipita indica DSM 11827, 870 nucleotides. Lineage: Eukaryota; Fungi; Basidiomycota; Agaricomycetes; Sebacinales; Serendipitaceae. The record is from the annotation of a GenBank genome assembly.
AUGAGUGCGAGCAAGGAAUUAUCUCCUGCGGAGAAAUAUGGUCUCCAGAAGAUUGCUCCAGGCAUCUGGUUUGUGCAGGGAAACGAAUCAGCUCGUCCAGUAGAUUCGACCGACCCGUCACUGAUAUUGAUCUUUGGAUGGAUGGACGGCAAACUCGCUCAUGUCGCCAAGUUUAGCGCGGGAUACCGUGUCAUGUUCCCAUAUUCAAAUCAGAUAGUAGUGCAAAGCAGAGCAGAUCUUUUCAUUUUGCCCAAAUUCGUCUUGCGGAACCGACUCCGACCGAUACUGCCUCUGUUGAGAAAUCUUGGAGUCGUUGGUAGCGCACCUACAAAACACCGAAUCCUCGUCCAUGCACUCUCCAACGGUGGUGCAUGCCAACUUAACUAUCUCUCCCAGAUUCUGAAGAAAGAGGCUACCAACGUUAUUACCUCUGCUAUGGUCCUCGACUCGACGCCAGGCGGAGAUGACAUUCGCAGUGCGAUUUACGUCUUCAACCACACUAUUGCGAACCCCAUCUUACGCUGGGUGUUCUUGUUUGCCAUUGGCAUUGUCCAGGCCGUUGCGGUCCUGCUUCGCCUAGUUCCCGUGCGCAUGCACGAUAUCAUUCGCAAGGCCAUCUGUUCGCCGAAUUGGCUUCCCUGGACGAACAAGACGACGCCAUUCCUCUACGUAUACAGCAAGACGGACCGGUCGGUGCCGUACAAGCAAGUUCAGGCCCACACUGAAAAGGCAGAGACGAUGGGUCAGGAUGUGACAAGACUAGUCUUUGAUGACUCGCCGCAUGUAGCGCAUAUGAGGUCUGAUCCGGAACGGUAUUGGACGGCGGUUCAGGCAUUGUGGAACAAGGCACUUCUCGUUUCGGUCCAUUGA